AUGAAGCACCGCAAUUUGUUCAAAAACAAUAAUUUGGGUUCACUCAGAGAAUUUAAAAAUGAGGGACCAUUGAAGGGAACAACAGCACGAAAUGCACUGCAAAAAAACAGUAGUUUUGCUGCAUUUGUAGAUAGAAUGCAUGCUAUCAAUCGCGUGUUUCUAGUUAAAAAGAAGCGGGAAUCGGAAGUGGAAACGGUAUCGUGUCCCGAUCCGGUGGAUGGUGAUGCUCGGGAUGAGGCUCGUUCGGCUUAUAUUGAUGCGGAGACGAAGUGGCUUGAUUGCUGUUUGCGAGAGUUUCUUGAAAGGAAAUCUAGGUACGGAUCAAGAAAGCUUUUUUUACUCCGUCUAUUAGGAGUAUUAAUUGUAUUAAUGGGAGUGUUAUGGUAUUUUUGGCCUUUGUGGGAAUGUCUCAUCGAUGUUGAAGCAGAUGCGCAUUUCAGAGUCCUUGCAAUUUCUCCUAGCUCUCAACCAAAUGAGAUAAAACGUGCUUAUCGAGAGGCUGUUAAGCGCUGGCAUCCGGAUCGAAAUCCAAACUGUGAAUCUUGUCGUAUUCAAAUGAUAAAGAUACAACAGGCACACGAUGUUUUGCUGGCUCGAGGGAGUCAACGCUUUAAAUUAGCCGAAAAAUACCGAGAAG
This is a messenger RNA of Trypanosoma cruzi, 637 nucleotides long. RefSeq lists its product as uncharacterized. The annotation marks the transcript as partial. Lineage: Eukaryota; Euglenozoa; Kinetoplastea; Trypanosomatida; Trypanosomatidae. The record is from RefSeq and is a predicted model, not a curated record. The transcript has a single exon.